Prorocentrum cordatum is the source of this 723-nucleotide messenger RNA. The record is from the annotation of a GenBank genome assembly. NCBI's taxonomy places the organism in Eukaryota, Dinophyceae, Prorocentrales, Prorocentraceae.
AGGCGGCUCCUCUCUGGCGCCGUCGCGCCCCCUAGCCCAGCCCCCCGUGCCCGCUGGCCCGCCCAAUCGGUGCAGUUGGCUCCAUGGAGUCGCGCGCGCGCGUAGCAGCGCCAGGCCGCCAUCGACCAUGAGGCGUAGAGCCAGGCGAGGAAGUGCGGCGCGUCGCCGCUGCUGCUCCGCGGGCUGCGGCUCUCGAUGCAGGCCGGGGCCGCCAGGCGGCUGGCCGCAUUGUGUCGCGCCCGAUGCGCUGGGCUCCCGCACCUCGCACUGCGGCUGGACGGCCUGCGGCCGCACUCCCGCAGGGCGGCCAGCGGCGCGAAGCCCGUUACGAAGUCGCAGGCGAUCGGCAUCACCAGGGGGCGCGCCGACUGCGGGGCCAAGUCGGUCACGGUCACGAAGAAGGCGGCGGCCGCGGCUCCCGCGGGCGUGGCCACGCACCGCCUCUGAGCCGGCAGGAGGGGCGGGGGGGCUGCGCCGUGUUCGCGCAGCCGCGGCCCCACUGUGAGGCGGGGCUGAGGGGGAUCGUGGGGCUGCUGAGGAGGAGGUCAUCGAUAGCUGUGCGGACGAGGGAAUCCUCCUGCCGCUAGGCGGUCGACCUCUGGCGAGAUUCAAUUUGCGUGCGUGCCCAGUGUAUUGUACAAGAAUUCAUCGCGCUGGCGGGGAGCAGCAAACCAAAGCCUCUAAGGUUACUGGCAGUCGAUUCCCUCCCACCUCCUUCCUCCC